AUGUGGCUUUGUGAGCAGCUUCCAGACUCUCCAUACAGUCUAGGAGGGCAGUGGAGCAGAGGUGGAACAGGGGGAGGGACGGAGGGCCAGGGCCACGUGGAAGUUGAGAGGCCGGGGACUGGGAUAGAGCCAGAAGAGCCGGAAGCCAGGGUGGAGCAGGCGGAACUAGAACCCUUCAGGGGUUUGUGUGGUUGGUUGGUUGGCUAUGGUAGAGUCUCCUGGCAGAAACCCAUACAGCUCUGGCAGGGAGAGCUCAGAAACAUCAGAGAUCACUUCGGCAGCGGGGUUCUGUCUUAUUUCAUCUUCCUCAGAAGACUGUUACUUUACAACAUCCUCCUCUUCCUAAUCAAUGGAUUUUUCCUUGUCCUACCACAAAUCCAAUUCCAAAAAAAGGAACACACUUCCUCAGAUGACCUCUGGAUGCUUACUGGCAUGGGCAUCUUCACAGACUCUGUCAUGUUUUAUGGCCACUAUUCCAAAGAAAACUGCCAAAUAUGUCCAGAAAAUUAUGACAUACCACUGGCAUAUAUUUUUACUAUCGGAGCAGGCAUGUUUAUCACAUGUGUAAUGCUGGUUUACAGUUUGUCUAAAUCAAUCGGAAAGAGUUUCCAUGUUUUCAAGACUUCUGGAAACCUAGCUUUAAAGGUUUUCUGCUCUUGGGAUUUUAAAGUCAGCAAGAAACAGUCUGUUAAACUGCAGUCGAUGAACAUCUGCACUCAGCUUAAGGAGAUGCUGUCUGAGCUCAGCUGCAGCAAACAGAAGAGGAACUUGUGUUCAACUUGGAGCUGGUUACACUUUCUUGUAUGGUCCAUUUGCAUCUUUUGCAUAGCUGGCUGCAUGCUGGGUGUUUACUACUUGCCCCCUUUGUUUGACCACAUCUCUUCCAAGAAAGCUGUCUGUUUGCUGAUGCUGCCUUUGUUCGUGUCAUGCAUCAGUCACAUACUGCCUGGUUUCUUCAACAUGUUAUCCGGGGCAGAGCAUUACGACUCCCCGAGCACUCAGAUUUACGUGUCCAUUGUAAGGAACCUGUUGUUGAAGGGUUGCAUUUUUGGGGUAUUGUGUUACAACUGGCUCAAGCAACUUUCUAUCAGGAGGAAUGGAUUAAAAACACACCAGUGCUGGGAAACACUGGUUGGACAAGAGGUUUACCAUUUGGUUUUAAUGGAUCUGCUAUUUGCAAUUACAUACAUCAUCUUAGUAGAGUUUCUGUGGGGGCUGUGUAUUAGAAACACCACGUUCAGAAGAAGGAAACUAGAGUUUGAUAUCGCAGAAGAUGUUCUAGAGCUCAUCUACGGCCAAACCCUUGUGUGGUUUGGUGUGCUGUUUUCACCACUCUUGCCUGCAGUGCAAGUUGGGAAACUGUUUCUACUGUUCUACUUCAAAAAGACGAGUUUGAUGACGAACUUCCAACUGCCCAAGAAACCCUGGAGGACCACUCAGAUGAGCACAUUGUUCAUCAAACUCCUGUUUUUCCCCUCCUUCACUGGGGCCCUUGCAUGUGUCAUUUACGCAAUGUGGAGGGUCAGGCCCUCAUCAGAUUGCGGGCCCUUUAGAAACCUCCACAGCAUGUUUCUGCUGAACCUGGUGGACAACCCUUUGUUCCUGUUCAUCGCUGCAGGCCUGUUCCUCACCAUUAUAUACAUUUACAUGCAAGUUUUGGAUGGCCAAAAGAUGAUCAUCUUAAGGUUACAAAAACAAAUAGACAAUGAGGGUGAAGAUAAGCAGUUCCUUAUAGCCAAACUUCAGGCCCUCAAUGAGGCGAGUGCCCCGAGUCCGCAGUAA
Molecule: messenger RNA, 1782 nt
Organism: Carassius carassius (crucian carp)
Lineage: Eukaryota; Metazoa; Chordata; Actinopteri; Cypriniformes; Cyprinidae
Product: transmembrane channel-like protein 6
Exons: 15
Coding region: 1-1782 (593 amino acids)
Cellular component (GO): plasma membrane
Molecular function (GO): mechanosensitive monoatomic ion channel activity
Source: RefSeq, a predicted model, not a curated record